ACCCGCCAUUUUAACGUGUCGCAUAAACGCACUGCAAUCGUGCCUGCAUCGCGCACACAAUUCGCAAUUUUCCGCUCGGAAUUCAACCGAAAAUCAUCACUGUGAACCGUGCAAAUUAUAACCGACGAGCAUCGCACCGAUUUCAAGGUAUGAUUCAGCGUUUAACGUGGUGAGCUCGUUAAUAAUUCGCAAAUUAGGCAUUCCUAACCUGCACGCGCAUAAAUGCCCACAAUUGGUUGAAUAUGGCACAAUUCUUUCAAGUUGUCGACCAGCACACGCCUGGCGACGAAAUGCCAGCGACCUAUUCCACGAACAUCGUCGACCAACAGGGCGUGCAUUACAUCAUCCAGAGCACCGACAGUAAUCAGACUUUUCUCCUUGAUAAUGUCAUAGAGCAGCCAGUGCUGCAGCAAUUUCCACAACAGCAGCUGUAUCUUGUGAGCAGCCCGCCGAAGCAAGUACCCGCAAUGCAGCCGGUCGUGCUCAAUCAUACACUGCAACAACCUGUAAUCCUAAACAGCACCAUACCACCAGUGCGAGGCAUAACCCGAGCGAAUAUGAUUCCACGUCCGCGCAGCGCCAUAGCAGUCACACCACAACAACGCAUGCUGCGCGGCCUGCGACCCUCUCCGAGAGCCACCGGACAAGUCCGUGGUGUUAUCCGACCAGCCACCAACACCGCAAGUGGAGUGAACGGCACGGAAAUGGUCAAAAUGGAAGACGGGCGUAUUCUACCCCUGGAAGACUACCAAAAACUCAUGGAACAGAAGAAGUUAACUCCACAACGACCCGGAGGAAUGGUUAGACCUGCAAGACCAACUCUACCACGCCCUGCAGCCCGUCCACCUAUCCAUCGAGUUCCUGAACCGAUUCCAACUAGAAAACCAUCCGCGAGGAUAAUCGGCUCGAAUCAGUCCGCAGUCAUGCCGAAAAUCCUGCGAGACUUCCAAGUCUCACAGGAUAUCAAAGAUAUCAUUAGUAAAAGCGGCAGGGAUGAUGAAUUUGAGAAUAGUAUUCGCAUGUUUGUCUUGCUUGCUGGCGGUGAACAAAGACUGAUCACUUUCACAACACCCAAAGAAGAUUGCACCAUCGACGAAAUCCUGGAUCAAGUCGGUGUUGCGGUUGACGCAGGUACUAGAAUUGGUAUUAAUGAAAUCAACAGGGAUGGUAUUAAUAUCGUGGUCAGUGUGGGUUAUGAUGACGAAGAUGACGAUCCAUCCGCACCUCCAAAACCUCGUAAUCGUGCGAAAAAAGCACAGCCUGUUGAACCCCCGCCGAAAAUCCCAACGCCGCCUUUGGAACCGCCUGAAGAACCUCCGAAACUCAUCCCGGGUAAGAUGGCGGUGUGUACAAACUGCGGAUUUCUUUCCGAAGAUUUCAAUCGGUGUCAGCGAUGCAGACGGAAAUUACCAGAUAAUAGUAAAGCUGUUUUAAUCAAACCUGGAGCAGAACGUAACACGUCGAAGAAACCAGGUAUUGAGAUUAAUCUCAAGCCUAGACCUGCGAGUUUAGGGAAUUCUUCUUCUGGGAAUGGUAGUGUUACUACCACAACAGCUAAUAUGAUAGCAAAUAAAGGUAUAGCAUCACCGAAGAGGAAGCUGCAGCGCACGCGGUUGCAGGAAGUUGAGAAUAUGGUGGUUACGCUUAGUUCGGACGAGGAAGACGAUGAUUCUUCCAAUGAUAAACCGGAUGCGGCUGUUGCUGACAAGGAGCCGUCGAUUGAAUGCUUGAAGAACGCUGUGGUGUCCUCGUUGAAGAAUUCGGCUAGUUUGGCGUGUUGCAGUAUUGCAUGUCGCACGAUUCGUAUUGGUUCCUAUAGAUUUACUCCAGUUUCUGAUGUGGCUUUGAAUUGUAAGGAGAUGAUUAUAAAAGUACCGCAUACUCAACGCAAAGGCGAGAUUAUAACAAUAUUAAUCGCGCGCAGGAUUGUAUACAAGGUGUUGGCGAAUUUCCAGAAGACGCUGCCUGUUGUUUUUAUCUAUGUGUUACCUUCGGAAGCUGAAAAGAUUGCGUCUGCGUUGGGAAUGACUCCGGAUGGUGAAUUUUUCUACAAUCCGAUUAGUGAUAAUGAGUUGCAUCGAAGAAUUGUGCUUUUGCCGUCGUCUUUCGGUGAGGAGGAUAAAUGGGUGUUUGAAACUGUUUAUGGGGAGCCGAAAAUCUUGGAGGAGAUCAAUGCAGUCGAGGCGAAUUCUAUUUUGUUGAAGACUUGUGCCGCGGAUGUCUCACAAGCCAUUUUGGCUAAUUCCAAUCAACAACAAUCGUCGGAAGUUCGACAAUUAUUAAUUUAUCCGCCUGGUAAAGGCGGUAUUAGUAUUAAUACCGAGGAUUAUAUGUGUUUGGAGCGCGAUCAGUUCCUGAAUGAUGCGAUUAUUGAUUUCUAUCUGAAGCAUAUGAUACAUCAGAUGCCUGAGGAGCAACGUGCCAAGGUUCAGGUGUUUUCCACGUUUUUCUAUACAAGACUCACGACCAAACCUGCACGCAAUUUGAGGCGAGCGCAUUCAACCGAAUUGGAUGCAAAUUUAACACCAGCUCAAAAACGUCACGCUCGUGUGCAGAAAUGGACGAAAAAUAUCGAUUUGUUUGAAAAAGACUUUAUCGUGGUGCCGAUAAAUGAAAACGCCCACUGGUUUUUGGCCAUUAUUUGCUUCCCUGGCAUGGAUGAAGCGGAAACGUUCAGUGGUAUCAAGAUCAAACGAGAAUUAUGCAAACGCCAAACUACAAAACGAUCGAGUAACAUUCCACCGCACAAACCACCUGUGCAAAUAAAGGCUAUCAAGACUCCCAUUCCGGAAAUCGAGGAUAAUUCAGAUAAAGACGAAGCCGAGGGUGAUGAUAGCGAAUUCGAAGUCGAUGAUUCUGAUGAAGCAACUCCAACGACGCCUGUAUCGAUGGACAGCGUACCAAUCAAACAACCCUGUAUCUUAAUAUUCGACUCUCUUGCCGGCGCUGGGCGAUCGCGCGUCGUCGCAACUCUCCGUGAUUACCUCACCUGCGAAUAUGCGGCGAAGAAAAAACAAGUCAAAGUCUUCACCAAGGAAAUCAUCUGCGGCGCCUGCCCGAAAAUCCCCCAGCAAAACAAUUACACCGACUGCGGCCUGUACCUGCUCCAAUACGUCGAGCACUUCUUCAAGAAACCCAUCACCGACUAUCGCAUUCCGAUCCAGGGCCUGAAGGACUGGUUUGAUGAGAUAAUCGUAACGCGCAAACGCGAAGACAUCGCCAACCUCAUCAAGGAGCUGAUGCUCAAGUACAAGAAGGACAUCAACAUCCUACCCGCCAUUGCGCUGCCCACGCAAAACGGUGAUAUCGUGCCGGAUGAGGACGAAGACGCGGAGGAUGCGAAACAAUUAGAAAAGGACGAGGACAUGGAAUGCGGUCAGGAGGCAUUGCAGAAUGAGGAUGGGCAGUUAUCGAAUUCCGGUUCGGAGUCAAGUAUGUCUCCCGGUGAUAAAUCCAGCAGUCGGCAGAGCGCCAUGUCAUAUUUGAAAGCGAAGCGCAUCGUUAAGGUUAAGGCGGACACUUCCGGUGAGGCAAAGGAGGAGCCUAAGAAGCGGAAGGUGCAGGAGUAAUGGUGAUGAUGAAUUAUUGACUGACGCGACGUUAAUUUAAGCAGUUACUUUGAUUUUAUUUAGUUCUCCUGUCUUACGGUUAUUAUCUUUUAUACAGUAUAUAUCAUAUUUUGCCGAAUAUUGAUAUCCUUGCUGUAUAUUGAAGUAAUGUUAAUUGUUACAUAAUAAAUUGCAUAUUUCUUGUAA
Messenger RNA from Dalotia coriaria, 3755 nucleotides. RefSeq lists its product as uncharacterized. Gene Ontology annotation, cellular component: nucleus; cytoplasm. Lineage: Eukaryota; Metazoa; Arthropoda; Insecta; Coleoptera; Staphylinidae. Gene Ontology annotation, molecular function: SUMO-specific endopeptidase activity. The record is from RefSeq and is a predicted model, not a curated record. The transcript has 7 exons. The coding region runs from base 243 to 3569 and encodes 1108 amino acids. Gene Ontology annotation, biological process: protein desumoylation; proteolysis.